Molecule: messenger RNA, 1787 nt
Organism: Chrysochloris asiatica (Cape golden mole)
Lineage: Eukaryota; Metazoa; Chordata; Mammalia; Afrosoricida; Chrysochloridae
Gene: IRX4
Product: iroquois homeobox 4
Exons: 6
Coding region: 219-1787 (522 amino acids)
Biological process (GO): neuron differentiation; regulation of transcription by RNA polymerase II; cell development
Cellular component (GO): nucleus
Molecular function (GO): DNA-binding transcription factor activity, RNA polymerase II-specific; RNA polymerase II cis-regulatory region sequence-specific DNA binding
Source: RefSeq, a predicted model, not a curated record
AGGUGCGCCGCCUGGAAAUGUCUCCAUUAGUGGUCGCCUGCUCCCCGCUGGAGCGCGCGCGCGGAGCGGCCGCGCGGAGCCCUCACGGGCGGCCAAGAGUGGUCCGGCGCCACAGCAGCGCCUAGGAGUCGGUGGCCCGGGAGCAGUGGCCGCGCCACGCCGGCGUCCGCGCCCAGGACCCAGCCGGCCCCGCCCUCAGGCCCCGGGUCAAGCCCGCCAUGUCCUACCCGCAGUUCGGAUACCCCUACUCCUCGGCUCCCCAGUUCCUGAUGACCACGAACUCCCUGAGCGCGUGCUGCGAAUCUGGCAGCCGCACGCUGGCCGAGUCCGGGCCAGCAGCAUCGGCCCAGGCGCCUGUCUACUGCCCGGUCUACGAGAGCCGGCUGCUGGCCACCGCGCGCCACGAACUCAACUCGGCCGCGGCGCUCGGCGUCUACGGAGGCCCCUAUGGCAGUUCGCAAGGCUAUGGCAACUACGUAACCUAUGGCUCUGAGGCGUCUGCCUUCUACUCACUGAACAGCUUCGACUCCAAGGAUGGGACGGGGUCUGCGCAUGCGGGCCUAGCACCCGCUGCUGCCGCUGCGGCCUACUACCCCUAUGAGCCGGCGUUGGGCCAGUACCCCUAUGACAGGUAUGGAACCAUGGACAGCGGUACGCGGCGGAAGAACGCCACGCGCGAGACCACCAGCACGCUCAAGGCCUGGCUGCAGGAACACCGCAAGAACCCCUACCCCACCAAAGGCGAGAAGAUCAUGCUGGCCAUCAUCACCAAGAUGACCCUCACGCAGGUCUCCACCUGGUUCGCCAACGCGCGCCGGCGUCUCAAGAAGGAGAACAAGAUGACUUGGCCGCCUCGGAACAAGUGCGCGGAUGAAAAGCGGCCCUACGGAGAGGGCGAGGACGAUGAGGGCGAGGAGGAGGGGCGAGAGGAGCCUCUCAAAAGCACCAAGAACGAAGAGGCCAUUAGCAAAGAGAAGCAGCUAGAACUCAGUGACUUGGAGGACUUUGACCCCCUGGAGACGGAGACCCCCGAAUGCGAGCUGAAGCCACCCUUCCAGACUUUGGACAGCGGCCUGGAGCGCGUCCCCGCGACCCCCGACGGCCCUGGUGCCCCAGGCAAGGAGGCCUCCAGCGUCCUCCGGAUGCCAAUGGCCGCUGGUGCCAGAGCUGGCCUGGACGAGGACCUGGAGAGGGCUCGGAGCUGCCUCCGAAGCGGGGUAGCGGGGCCCGAGCAGCAGCCAGGCACGGGGGGCGGCCCGCAGACCUGCGAGGCCAAACUAGGCUUCGUGCCCCCCGGAGUGACAGCGGGUCUGGAGGCCAAGCCGCGCAUCUGGUCCCUGGCACACACUGCCACCGCUGCCGCGACCACUGUCCUGAGUCAGACUGAGUUUCCGUCGUGCAUGCUAAAGCGCCAAGGCCCCACCGCCCCCGCAACCUCGUCAUCAGUACCCUCCACGUCCUCGCCGGCGGCCCCUGCCCCCGCCCCGCCUGGGGCCCUGGACCGGCAUCAGGACUCCCCGGUCACCAGUCUCAGAAACUGGGUGGACGGGGUCUUCCACGACCCUAUCCUCAGGCACAGCACUUUGAACCAGGCCUGGGCCACCGCCAAGGGAGCCCUCCUGGAUUCGGGACCGCUGGGACGCUCGCUGGGGGCGGGCACCAACGUGCUGACGGCGCCCCUGGCUCGCGCCUUCGCACCCACUACUCCUCAAGACGCCCAGACUGCGGGUGUGGCCAAGGAGCUGCUUGCUUUGCCCAAGGCCGGCGGCAAGCCCUUCUGCGCCUAA